This is a messenger RNA of Aphidius gifuensis, 2985 nucleotides long. It is a transcript of the gene Pgk, whose product is annotated as phosphoglycerate kinase. Gene Ontology annotation, cellular component: cytosol. Gene Ontology annotation, biological process: gluconeogenesis; glycolytic process. Gene Ontology annotation, molecular function: ATP binding; ADP binding; phosphoglycerate kinase activity. The transcript has 4 exons. The coding region runs from base 16 to 1524 and encodes 502 amino acids. Lineage: Eukaryota; Metazoa; Arthropoda; Insecta; Hymenoptera; Braconidae. The record is from RefSeq and is a predicted model, not a curated record.
GCAUGACAUUGCUCAAUGUGCAAUGAAACCUUUUCGCGAAAAAUAAUUUUGAUGCGCGUAAUCAAUUUUAUACAAAAGCACAACCUUAAAUGCCCUUCUUUUGACAUUGAUAGUUUGACAAAAUUAAUCUCAAAAUUAACGCUAAGUCAAGUUCAUUGUGUUAAUACUGUUUUUAAUCUUCAUCAUCGAAGAUUACACUUAUUGAUCACUAAAACUGAUCAAUACUUUUGUCACAAUAAAUUCAUUUUGUUUGAUAAAUUUUCAAUAAAAACCAUGGCAUUAAACAAACUUAGUAUUGACAAGAUUGACCUCGCCGGUAAACGAGUCUUGAUAAGAGUUGAUUUCAAUGUUCCAUUAAAAGAUGGAAAAAUCACAAAUAAUCAAAGAAUUGUUGCUGCCCUUGACACUGUCAAGUACGCACUGGAAAAGCAAGCAAAAUCAAUUGUUCUUAUGUCACAUUUGGGUCGUCCUGAUGGCAGUAAAAAUUUAAAAUAUACAAUGAAACCAGUUGCUGAUGAAUUAAAAACACUUCUUGGAAAAGACAUAACAUUUUUGGAUGAUUGUGUUGGUUCUGCUGUUGAAGCUGCAUGUGCUGAUCCUACACCAGGUAGCAUUAUUUUAUUGGAAAAUUUACGAUUCCAUGUUGAAGAAGAAGGCAAAGGUGUUGGUUCAAAUGGAGAAAAAAUUAAAGCUGAUAAAGAUAAAGUUACUGAAUUCCGUGCAUCAUUAAGAAAAUUAGGUGAUGUAUAUAUUAAUGAUGCAUUUGGUACUGCACAUCGUGCACAUAGUUCAAUGAUGGGUGAUGGUUUUGAUAUCAGAGCCAGUGGUUUUCUUUUAAAAAAAGAACUUCAAUAUUUUGCCAAAGCAUUGGAUAAUCCAGAAAAACCAUUCCUUGCUAUUCUUGGUGGUGCCAAGGUUGCUGAUAAAAUUCAAUUAAUUAAUAAUUUAUUAGAUAAAGUUAAUGAGAUGAUUAUUGGAGGUGGUAUGGCUUAUACUUUCCUCAAAGUUACCAAAAACAUGAAGAUUGGAGGCUCAUUGUAUGAUGAAGAAGGUGCUAAAAUUGUCAAUGAACUCAUGGAGAAAGCCAAAAAAAAUAAUGUUCAAAUUCAUUUACCAGUUGAUUUUAUAACUGCUGAUAAAUUUGCUGAGAAUGCAACAGUUGGUGCUGCUGAUGUUGAAACUGGAAUUCCAGAUGGUUGGAUGGGUCUUGAUGUUGGACCAAAAUCAAUUGCACUUUUUGCUGAACCUUUGAAAAGAGCUAAGGUAGUUGUUUGGAAUGGACCAGCUGGAGUAUUUGAAUUUGACAACUUCAGCAAAGGAACAAAAAGUUUAAUGGACAAUGUUGUUGAAGCAACAACUCGUGGAGCAAUCACAAUUAUCGGUGGUGGUGAUACAGCAACUUGUGCAGCUAAAUGGAAGACUGAAGACAAAGUUAGCCAUGUCAGUACUGGAGGUGGUGCCAGUUUGGAAUUGUUGGAGGGUAAAGUUUUACCAGGUGUUGCUGCUUUGUCACCAUCAUCUUAAAUUACUAAUUUAACUAUCAAAAAGCUAUUAUUCUACAAACAUUCAUAGCAAGUAUAUUAAAAAAAAAAAAAAAACAAAAAGUAUUGUAAAAUUUGAAAACAAAAUUCUUUUUUUCUUCUUUGUUGAUAAAUAAAAUUCGUUGCCUUGAUAAAAAGGCUUAUCAAUAACAUGUGGUUUUUAUAUUAUUUAAACACAAAAAUUUAAUGAUUUAUUUGAAAUAAAUUUCGACUGUUGAAAAAAUUUGUUAAAAAUAUGUUUCUAAUGAUAUAUAUGUAAAAUUUGAUUAUAAACAUUUUAAACAAUAUAUUUAAAUAAUGCAUAUGUUGAUCAAUGAUCACAUGAUGCUACAGUUUUGUUGAUCAAGACCAGGAGGUAAAGCUGGCAUUGCUGGUGCACCUUCACCAUCAAAUGGUGAUAUUACUUGAUCACCAACAAGAUCUUCAGGUGGUUGUCCACAACUUUGCAUGUCUUGCAUCAAUGCAAGUAUCACAUCAAAACGUUUUUUCUUUAUAUCCUCAGUAUCAUCUUCUUUUUCUUUUUCCAAUUCUAGGCAGACCUUUUAUACAACAAAAUUAUUAAAUUUAAAAUUACAUUUGAUCAUUUUAUUUUAUCAAUUAUUAUUACCUUUUGUAUGAGAUCUAACUGCUUGGUAUACCUUGCCAAGUCUUCAGGUGAUAAAGUACUUUUUUUCUCUUCUAACCAAGCUGGAUAUUUGUCACUCAAUUCUUUCAAUGAAGGAUACAAUACCUCUUUAGAAAACAAAGAUUGCAUCAUACCUUGCAUAAAUGGAAAAAGUCCAUCUGGUCCUUCAUCAAUUGAUGCUUGUCCAAACAUUGCUGCUAAAUCAGCUUCUGUCAUUUCAGGUCCUGCAUUCUAAGAGAUAAAAAACAUUAAUAUUUUCAUGUGUUCUUUCUGUAAAAUAACAUAAAAUAACAAUUAAAUUAAAUAGAAUAAAACCUGAAGAUUUUCAUUUGUAGCUGAUAUGCCUUUUAAUGCUCGAGCAAUUGCUGCUUGAAAAUCAUUAGUAUCACUAUCAUUUUCAGAUCCACUACCACUACCACCACCAGUUAUUGAAUUUGCAACAGUCUGGGCCAUUUUUUGCAAAGCAUCAUCCUCACCUCCACCUAUUGAAUCAAUAUAAAAAUUAAAAUCUCAUAAUAAUUGAAUCUAAUAAAUAUUUACCAUUUUUCAUCAAAUUUUGAAGAUUUUUUUCUAAUUUAUCAGCAGUGUCUUUGAGAAAAUCUUGUGACCAAGUUUCAUCGGUCCAAGCUUCUCCAGCUUCAUCACCUUCUUUUUUAGUUGAAUCAUUUUUAGAUUUUUCUGUCUUUGAAAUUGUUUUUGGUAAUUUAUCAAAAUCUUCCAAGGCACCUGAUAAAGUUUAAUCAAAACAAAAAAAUUAGACAUAAUACAUGUGUUACAUAAUAAUAAAUAAACUGAGACAACAUAAAUUUCGAAAAAGAG